Hibiscus syriacus is the source of this 1936-nucleotide messenger RNA. Its product is annotated as splicing factor U2AF-associated protein 2-like. Lineage: Eukaryota; Viridiplantae; Streptophyta; Magnoliopsida; Malvales; Malvaceae. Gene Ontology annotation, molecular function: RNA binding. The record is from RefSeq and is a predicted model, not a curated record. Gene Ontology annotation, biological process: mRNA splicing, via spliceosome. Gene Ontology annotation, cellular component: U2 snRNP; U2-type spliceosomal complex.
CACGUAGCUUCUACCCGUUCGGCCGUUCCCAGACUCGUCUUUCUCUUCCUCCGAUUUCAUUUCUAUCCUCCUCCAACCCCUCUCUUUCCGUCAAGUUUCCGACUUGUGAAACCAAAUAAGAAAUCAAACAAGGUGGAUUUGGAAACCCUAAGCUUAAUCUGAACAUUUCUACUUCAGUUAUGAGAUUUUAAGUUAUGGCUCCGUUUGCGUCAUCUUCCCCCUGGAUGUGUCCCUGCCUCUGCAUCACUCUGCUAUAUUUGGUUUUCUGUUUUCCAUCCUGCCGCCUCUUUCAUAUGAACUGAGAAUAGUAUGGACACAGUUGCUGAUGUAGGCUGGUAUAUUCUUUCUGAAGAUCAACAAAUUGUUGGCCCUUAUGCAAUUUCUGAGUUGCGAGAGCAUUUUUUAAAUGGAUACCUCUCCGAAAGUACACUUGCAUGGUCUGAAGGGAGAAGUCAGUGGCAACCAUUGUCCUCAAUUCCUGAGUUUGUUUCUGUAAUUUCUCAUCAGACCAACAAUAUUUCUGCUACAGUGCCCUCAGGCGAUGGUGUUACUCUCUUGAACAGAAUGGAGGUGCCAUCCAAUGAUCCUGGUGCCAGUGAUGAAUUUGAGAAGUGGCAGAGAGAGAUUAGAGAGGCAGAGGCUGAGGCAGAACGUUUGAAAAAUGGAUCUGUUUCUAUAAGUACUGGUGAUGGCUUCAGUUUUGAUGACCAGGAUAGGCCUCUAACACCGCCAGAAGGUGAAGAAGAAUUUACUGAUGAUGAUGGAACCAGGUACAAGUGGGAUAGAAGUCUGAGAGCAUGGGUUCCUCAGGAUGACGCAUCAACAAAAAAUGAGAACUAUGGAGUAGAAGAGAUGACAUUCUUGAAAGAAGAUGAAGUUUUUCCAACUGUAAGUGCUAUUGAUGCUGCUGAUGCCUCUGUUAGAGAAGAUGUUAAUGGAAGUGGUGAGAAAAUGGAAGUUAGCUCUAGUCCCAAGAGAAAAUUGUUGGAAAAACCAGUUGAUAAGAAGGAAGCUAAUAAACCUCCCGAUUCGUGGUUUGAAUUGAAAGUAAAUACACAUGUCUAUGUGACUGGACUGCCCGAUGAUGUUACUGCAGAAGAAUUGGUUGAGGUGUUCUCCAAGUGCGGAAUAAUCAAAGAGGAUCCUGAAUCAAAAAGACCUCGUGUGAAGAUCUAUGUUGACAAGGAGACAGGAAGGAAAAAGGGGGAUGCACUUGUUACAUAUCUAAAGGAGCCCUCUGUUGCUUUAGCAGUUCAAAUUUUGGAUGGAACUCCUUUUCGUCCUGAUGGAAAGAUCCCUAUGUCAGUCAGCCAAGCUAAAUUCGAGCAGAAAGGGGAUAAAUUCAUAACCAAGCAAGUGGACAGCAGGAAGAAAAAGAAGCUGAAGAAAGUUGAGGAGAGGAUGCUCAGCUGGGGUGGCCGUGACGAUGCAAAGUUGUCAGUUCCGGCGACUGGUCUUCGUAACAUGUUUACACCUACCGAAAUGAGGGCAGAUGAGAAUUUGUGUUCAGAGCUGGAGGAAGAUAUUAAAGAGGAAUGCUUAAAGCUUGGUCCACUGGACUCGGUCAAGGUUUGUGAGAACCAUCCCCAAGGUGUUGUUUUGGUCAAAUACAAGGAUAGGAAGGAUGCUCAAAAGUGCAUAGAGUUGAUGAAUGGACGAUGGUUUGGUGGGAGACAGAUACAUGCAAGUGAAGAUGAUGGAACGGUUAAUCAUGCUUUGGUGCGGGAUCUGGACGGGGAUGCCGUUCGACUCGAACAAUUCGGUGCUGAACUUGAAGCCGAAUGAUUUGGCUCAUUGCCCAGGACUUUGGGAUAUAUAUUUGAACCCCACUGGACUCUUGUUUUUGUUUUGUGGCACUAGUAAGCUCUGCCUUUGUAUCAAAUGAGAACUCCUAUUUAGAUACCAUUAUCCAUGUUUAGCAAUUUCGAUCUUGGAU